This is a messenger RNA of Prunus avium (sweet cherry), 1793 nucleotides long. NCBI's taxonomy places the organism in Eukaryota, Viridiplantae, Streptophyta, Magnoliopsida, Rosales, Rosaceae. The record is from RefSeq and is a predicted model, not a curated record.
CAACCCUUUCAAUAUUUUGCUCAUCAUUCUUUGUAUAUAUAUAAAGCCAUGGCAUAUGUGACAUCCCUAACCCUCAAGAAUACUUCAUCGAUCACCCUCUCUCUCUCUCUCUCUCUCUCUUUUUCUUUGGAACUGAGAAAAUGGCCGCCAAACGGUUCUUUAAUGAUGCAGAAUCCGACCAAGAUCAGCCAAACGAAAAACGGAAGAGACCUAGACCUUCUUUUGCUUCUGUGAUUGGAGAAGUGGUUCUGGUGAACUCCAUGCAAAGCCUUUUCUCAUCCUUGGAGCCUUUGCUUAGAAGGGUGGUGAGUGAAGAGGUUGACCACUGUCUAAGACGGUGCUCACUCCGCCCAAUGACAAGGUCUCCUUCAAUGAGAAUCCAAGCUUUAGAGCCAUCCAGCGUACAACUAGUGUUUGCUAAGAAGCUCUCCCUCCCAAUCUUCACCGCAAGCAAGAUAUCAGAUGAAGACAACAACCCAAUUCAAAUCCAGAUCGUGGACAAGACCAAUAACAGUAAUGGUGCCCAAAUAAUAGCUAGCGAUCUACCCAACCCAAUCAAAGUGGAGAUUGUUGUUCUUGACGGGGACUUCCCGACCGGAGGCCGUGACGAUUGGACGACUGAAGAGUUUGAGAGCAACAUAUUGAGGGAGAGAACUGGGAAGCGGCCAUUGCUCACUGGGGACGUAAAUGUGACUGUGAGAGAUGGGCUUACUGCAAUUGGGGAGAUUGAGUUCACAGAUAAUUCCAGCUGGAUUAGGAGCAGAAAGUUUAGGCUUGGUGCAAGAGUGGCUCCAGGCACAAGCGCCUAUCAGGGCUCAAGGAUCCGUGAGGCCAUCACCGAUGCUUUCGUUGUUAAAGAUCAUCGUGGAGAAUUGUACAAGAAGCAUCAUCCCCCAACGUUGGAAGAUGAAGUUUGGCGCCUGGAGAAGAUUGGUAAAGAGGGAGCUUUUCACAAGAAGCUAGCCUCGGAGAACAUUCACACAGUACAAGACUUCUUGAAGUUGUUUGUGGUUGACCGGUCAAAGCUAAGAAAGAUUUUAGGCGUUGGAAUGUCAGAGAAAAUGUGGGAGGUAACAGUAAAGCAUGCCAGAACCUGUGUUCUGGGCAACAAAAUGUUUAUUUAUCGUAGUGCUCAUUUUGCGCUUUUCUUGAACCCGAUAUGUCAAGUGUUGAAGGCUAUAGUUAAUGGGCAAGUUUUCCCUACUCGGGACCUAAGCAACAUCAAUAGGACAUAUAUUGAGAAUUUGGUGAGGGAAGCCUACGCAAACUGGAAUUCCUUGGAAAUGGUCGACGCAGUCUUGAAUGAGACUGCCUUAUUGACACAAGUGGAGCAAUAUCCCAACCAUCAUGCUGGGGCAAUGUCAAGAUCAGCAUUCGAUCAAAAUGGACACCUGGGCCUAGCAGCAGCGGAUCAUCAGUGAAUGUGGGUUACCUAUCACCCUAAAUCUGUGAAUGUGAUUUACCUACUACAAAGCAACAGUGCAAACUCCAACUUUGAAUGCGGUACUGGUAGUGAUAACCGGAACAUAAAUUCACCAUAUAUAUAUUAAACCCAUUUGUGGAAAAGUAGCAUCAUCAAGUGUGGCAUCUCCGACUCAUCUUCAGAUGGCUUUUUGAAGUAUUGAAUCGGCAGCUGAUUUGGACUGAUUAGAACGAAAUUUGAAGUAUUAGAUUGGGCUAACAAGGACUGGAUAGGCUUAGAGUCCAGUCCUAUUCAUUUUUGCACCAAACAACAUACUGGAAUUCACUUCUUUUUUCUAAUAAAUCAGAAUUUUAUUUUAUUUUUUGAUUAA